AUUGAGCCAUUUGCUGCAACUCAUCAAGAAGGUAACGGCGGAGAGAGGAAAAGGGGGAAAGAGCAGAAUUACACCAUUAGAGAAGAGAAGAGAAGAAAAUUGACAAUCAAACAACGAAGAAGAAGAAGAAGAAGAAUGGAAUUUAUUUAUUCUUGAAAUGCAUAUAUUUCCCGAGAUUAGGAUAUGGGGAGUGGAGGAUUUUUGUGGAACUUGGCUAAGAAAUACGUCACAUUUGGACUCGUAGCUGUUACCAUCUCAGACCGCUAUGUCAGCGUCAGUCCAGUUAGAGGAGAAUCUAUGUCUCCAACAUUCAAUCCCCACGGUUCCAAGGCACUGCUUGAUGAUUAUGUUUUAGUGGAGAAAUAUUGCCUUGAGAAGUACAAGUUUUCACGUGGUGAUGUGGUGAUUUUCAGCUCUCCAACUGAUCAUACACGAAAAAUCGUUAAGAGAAUAAUGGCAUUGCCCGGAGACUGGGUAGGAAAUCCUCGUGCCUAUGAUGCUGUGAGAGUUCCUGAAGGACAUUGUUGGGUGCUUGGAGACAAUUCUGCUUCUAGCUUGGAUUCCAGAACAUAUGGCCCUAUUCCAUUGGGACUAGUAUGUGGAAGAGUGACACACAUAGUAUGGCCUCCUCAAAGAGUUGGCAAGAUAGAGAGAACAAUAACUGAAGUCGGCGUGCCAUUUUAACCGCAUUCAAGUACUUAUUCCGUUCUUACAUUUUUCAUUUGAUUGUUGAAGACUCUUCCAAAAGGCUCUGCUAUAAAUGUGUUUUUUUUUUUUUCAGUUUCCUAAUUCCCCGAAAGAUCUUGAGAAUUGGUCAAGAUCUCUGUGGGGAUGUAUGUAAUACUUACACUGAUAUUUGUUUGGAUAGACUUUUAUGUUUCA
Molecule: messenger RNA, 882 nt
Organism: Impatiens glandulifera
Lineage: Eukaryota; Viridiplantae; Streptophyta; Magnoliopsida; Ericales; Balsaminaceae
Product: mitochondrial inner membrane protease subunit 2
Exons: 5
Coding region: 184-684 (166 amino acids)
Biological process (GO): mitochondrial respiratory chain complex assembly
Cellular component (GO): membrane; mitochondrial inner membrane peptidase complex
Molecular function (GO): serine-type endopeptidase activity
Source: RefSeq, a predicted model, not a curated record